Hermetia illucens (black soldier fly) is the source of this 3248-nucleotide messenger RNA. RefSeq names its product neurogenic protein big brain (gene bib). The record is from RefSeq and is a predicted model, not a curated record. Lineage: Eukaryota; Metazoa; Arthropoda; Insecta; Diptera; Stratiomyidae. Gene Ontology annotation, molecular function: water channel activity. Gene Ontology annotation, cellular component: plasma membrane. Gene Ontology annotation, biological process: transmembrane transport. Bases 709 to 2556 code for a protein of 615 amino acids. The transcript is spliced from 5 exons.
CGCCCGCGCCAACUGGCUUCGGAGCUGGUCGCAUGUGUCUCGUUGUAUAUAUGUACUCAAGGCUGUAGGGAAAAUCGCGGAUUGGUGUUGAUUUCGGGAGAAAGGGUCGUCUGUGUUGAGCCGCAGUGCUGGCGACACUUGGUUCAGGUCGUUUGUGUUUGCCGGUGGUUUUCUCUGUGCGCUUCGUUUCUUUUGGUUGAUUACGCGCGAACGGGAUUUGGAGUUUAACAGUGUUCAACGCGUAAUUGAGCGCUUCACGGCUGCUUAAAGUGAAUUUCUAAGUUCCUUAUUGUUGUGUUAUUUUCAGUUGCGUUUAAAGUGGUUUCAUCGGGUUCUUCCUCGUUUGGCGAAAGACGAAAAUUUCGUUUGUUUAAUCCAUGAAGGCUAAACGUUUUGCGAACAAUAUUUAGAUAUCGGAGGCAAAGACGCGUUUGCCGUUGCUUGCAUCGCUGGAUCAAUUAAAUUUAAUUGAAGUCAAUUACACGGUCUUUGUAAACUCGUUCGAUUCUGAUUCGAUUCGACAGUUCGGCUGCUUACUAAAAGUGCCAGUGGAUUCAUUGUAUAAUUCGUUGGCUUUUUGUGAACAUUGAAUUGUCCGUUGGAGUGCACAUAACUGACAUGAAAUCGUGAAUUGGGACAAUAUUCAGAGUCGGGACAACACUGAUUUGCUUUAUAACUGCGGCUGUAUUACCAUUUUCUGAUCCAAGCAUGGCAGACGAAAGCCUCCAUGUGCCUUCGGCCGAGCAAAAUAUAGAUUUUCACAUCAUUACUUUAUUUGAGCGUCUUGAGACGAUACGAAAGGAUCGUUCGUUGAUGCAAACAAUUGGAGCUCGGCUGUCGAGUUCGUCGGCGCAGGGGAAGAGAAGCAUGCAAGCAGAGAUUCGUACUUUGGAGUUUUGGCGGUCAAUAAUAUCAGAAUGUGUAGCUUCAUUUUUCUAUGUAUUUAUUGUAUGUGGAGCAGCAGCUGGAGCUGGAGUGGGAGCUAGUGUUUCGUCUGUACUUCUGGCAACAUCACUUGCUUCAGGAUUUGCGGUUGCUACGUUAACACAAUGCUUCAUGCAUGUUUCAGGUGCUCAUAUUAACCCGGCCGUCACUUUUGCUUCAUGUAUUAUACGUGCACUGUCACCUUUGCGAGCAGCAAUGUACAUAACUGCACAAUGUGGUGGAGGUAUUGCUGGUGCAGCGCUACUCUACGGCGUAACGGUUCCAGGCUAUCAAGGAAAUUUACAAGCGGCGAUAUCACACAGCGCAACAUUAGCGCCUUGGGAGCGUUUCGGCGUUGAAUUCAUCUUAACCUUCAUUGUCGUGCUCUCCUAUUUCGUAUCUACCGACUCUUUCAAAAAGUACCUGGGAAAUACACCAUUAACUAUCGGAGCAGCGUACAGUGCAUGCAGUUUUGUCUCGAUGCCUUAUCUUAACCCAGCUAGAUCGCUUGGGCCUUCUUUUGUUCUGAAUAAAUGGGACAAUCAUUGGGUAUAUUGGUGCGGACCACUUGUUGGCGGCGUUGUUUCUGGAAUCGUCUAUGAAUAUGUAUUCAACUCGAAACGUCAUCUUAGAAAGAGCAAAGAUCAUUUGGACAAUGAUUCGUUAAGCAUCCAUUCAGAGGAAGAAAUCAACUGUGACCUGGAGCUAGAAAAGCCAAACAUGCAAAAUCCGAAAUUCCAAGGGUCUACGUAUCGUUCACCUGCGAAUACGUUAGGGCAGCAUGGGGGCUAUUGUCAGAAUCUUUAUACGACAGCUCCGCUUACCAAAUUAGAUCAGGGAGAACCACUAUAUGGGGGUACCAGGUCCCUCUACUGCAGAUCGCCUCCGCUUACAAGGGGGAAUUUGAAUCGAUCGCAAUCAGUUUACGCAAAAAGCAAUACGGCGAUAAAUAGAGAUCUGCUUCCGCGUCCCGGACCGCUCGUUCCAGCACAAAGUUUAUAUCCAAUUCGUGCCACUCAAACUCAAAGUUCACAUCUACAAAAUCAGAAUGUCCAAAAUCAACUCCAGCAGAGAUCAGGCAGUUUAUAUGGUAUUCGCGGUUCAACACGACAGAAUCAAAGUGUACCGAUGCAACAGCAUCAACAACAUCAAGCGCAACAGCAACAACCACCUCAAGAACGCCCAACACAAGACGUGUCAGCAUUCCAACCGAUCUAUGGUACUCGGCAUAAUCCCGCACCAAAUGAUGGCAUGAAAUAUGACGCGCGUGAAGAAUCUUCAAAAUAUAUGCGGCCAAAUCGACCGGAAUCGAUGUAUGGAACGAACGGACAUCGUGCCCAAGCUCCAUCAGCACAAUCAGAUGACAGUUCAUAUAGCUCUUAUCAUGGAUCGGCCAUUUUACCCGCUACACGCAAUCCUGCUAUUGAUAACAUGAUGUAUCAGUCACAACAAUCGAACCAAAUACGUGGCGGAAGCCAGCCUGAGCGGAAAAUGUCGUCUAGUGGGGCGAAUAAUUCAUCUAAUGUGGCACAAACGUAUGCAACGAAACCACCGCAACCUAUGUCGGGCUCCAAUCAAGGAAGCAUGGUUAAUCAUCAGUAUGGCGGAAUAAUGCCUAUCCGACAAAAUUGAGCUUUCCUGGCCUUUGUUGGAAAAAGUAAUGUACGUUGUUUUGGAAAUAAAUAAUUUAGGAAAUAAAAUAAUACCGGAAGUAGAGAUCUAAACUAGUAAAUUAAAUAUAUUUUGCAUUGCGAAAAAAGGGAAUCACUGCAAAAGGCAAUAAAUACGACAGACCUAACGUGUCGAAUUGAUAGAUCCUGCUAUACCAUUAGUUAAGAGGUUUAUAUUAGAAUAAUUCCACUAAACCAAUAUUUCAAUAGUGCUGAACCAUUUUGAAAUAUUGGUUUGUUUUGCCACUUGUGCCAAAUUUGUGAUCAUUUCCAUAAGAAAUUGUGUGUUCCGAAAUAUAAAGAAUUACUACCACCAAAUGUUUCCAAUUCUAGAGAAUAAUUUAAGUUUGUAUAUAAAAUAGAUUAAGUAAACUGACUGAUCGAUUGAGAAGAUUUGUUUUCGGUUAAUAUUUAAUGGUAUAUGGAAAUCACUUUCAAUUGAACUCUAUAAUUAGUUACAUGUUCAGUAUGUAUAAUUUAAGUUCUGCGUCGUGAAAAAUAAGAGGAAAAUAAUAAUUUAAUUUAUAUUUACAUUUUGGAUAAAAUUAGUCUGAAAUUCAGCAGAGUUUGUUUAGUGUAAAGCCGAUUUCACACUGUCUACCUUUAUAAUAAAAAGUGUAUACUCGAAUAAGAAAAUGACUGCUUUUAAUGAAA